AUGUCUCUCCUUCAGGAACGCAAGGCGAGCGGUACCCCGCAGUAUGACCCUCGCAAGCCUUCAGUAACUUCGAUAUUGCCAAAUGGGGAUAUUCCAAAUUUCGAGGGCCUCACAGCGGACGAGGCUGCGCUCGUUGCGCUUGGUUAUAAGCAGGAGUUCAAACGAGAGUUUUCGUUGUGGACAACAUUUUGUGUAUCCUUCGCUGUUCUGGGACUGUUGCCGAGUUUCGCGAGCACCUUGUACUAUGGAAUGGGGUACGCUGGACCGGGAGGUAUGGUUUGGGGUUGGCUCAUCUCAUGGUUCUUUAUUCAGUGUGUUGCUAUGAGUAUGGCCGAGUUGUGCUCAAGUAUGCCAACAAGUGGUGGAUUGUACUAUGCGGCAGCGGUUCUUGCUCCUCCAGGAUAUGGCCCUUUUGUGGCGUGGAUCACCGGGUGGUCGAACUGGAUGGUUCAAGUGACGGGUGCGCCUUCUGUCGAUUAUGCUCUUUCUGCGAUGAUCUUAGCCGCAGCAUCUAUCACUCAUCCUUCUUACGUGCCAACGGACUACCAAACCUUCCUGUUAACGGUGUUUGUGAUGUGUAUCCAUGGGUGUAUCUCGAGUAUGCCUACGCUUUGGAUCGCGAGGUUCAACUCUGUCGGGUCAACUCUAAAUAUCAUCGCUCUUUUAGUGGUCAUUAUCAUGAUUCCGGCGUCUGUAACUGGAUCGGACACUCAUCCCAAAUUCUUUCCCUCAAAGGAAGUCUGGUCAGUUCAAAAUGGGACGGACUGGCCUGAUGGAAUUGCAGUUCUCAUGAGUUUUAUUGCAAUAAUUUGGACAAUGUCAGGCUAUGACGCGCCAUUCCAUCUCUCAGAGGAGUGUAGUAACGCAGCAAUAGCAGCACCCCGUGCCAUUGUGCUGACUUCUGGCAUCGGAGGUCUUGCUGGGUGGGCUCUUCAACUGGUAGUUGCCUAUACUGUGGCAGAUAUCCCAGCAGUUCUAGAAUCGGAUCUCGGCCAGCCCUGGGCCUCUUACCUCGUCCAGGUCAUGGGUCAAAAGACGGCGCUAGCAAUAUUGUCGCUCACAAUCAUGUGCGGUUUCUUCAUGGGCCAAGGGUGUAUGGUUGCAGCCUCUCGAGUUACGUUCGCGUAUGCAAGAGACGAUUGCUUCCCAUUCUCCUCUUGGAUCAAGCAGGUAAACAUGCACACGUUUACACCUGUCAAUGCCGUCUGGUUCAACACGGUUAUCGGUUGUGCUUUACUACUCCUUAUCUUCGGUGGAUCUGUGGCCAUUGGAGCAAUAUUCUCGGUGGGGGCCAUUGCGGCCUUUGUCGCCUUUACCAUCCCGAUCUUCAUUCGAGUAUUUUUCGUCGGCGACCGUUUCCGAAGAGGACCAUGGCACCUAGGCAAAUUCAGCAAGCCAAUCGGUUCGAUGGCCUGUGCUUUCAUUCUUGUGAUGAUGCCCAUACUCUGCUUUCCGUCUGUUAGAGGAAACAAUUUGACCGCCGAGUUGAUGAACUGGACUAUUGUGGUGUAUGGUGUUCCGAUGUUCUUUGUUAUUGUCUGGUGGUUCGUGUCGGCGCACAAAUGGUUCAAAGGCCCGAAGGUAAACGUUGAACACGCCAUUCAUGAAAGGGAGGUGGUGGAGGGUAUCGAGCACUCUUCAACGAGUGAUGAUCACAGCAUUCCCGACAAGAAAGCCGACUUAGCAUCGGGUUCGGCACCGGCCCCGAUGGAGCUGAGAUAA
Messenger RNA from Glarea lozoyensis ATCC 20868, 1722 nucleotides. RefSeq lists its product as uncharacterized. Lineage: Eukaryota; Fungi; Ascomycota; Leotiomycetes; Helotiales; Helotiaceae. The transcript is spliced from 5 exons. Gene Ontology annotation, biological process: transmembrane transport. Bases 1 to 1722 code for a protein of 573 amino acids. Gene Ontology annotation, cellular component: membrane. The record is from RefSeq and is a predicted model, not a curated record. Gene Ontology annotation, molecular function: transmembrane transporter activity.